AUGAACAUGGGCCGGCAGUGUGGGGACGUGGUCGGGAAGGCCAAGCGCACCUUGUUAGCACCUGGUAUUCCCGUGAAGGAACGGGUGAAGGUCUCUCAGAACUGGAAGCACGGCCGCUGUCGCAGGGAGACGCUGCUGAAAUGGAAACGCAACUUGAUGCCCUGGAUGCAGCUGGAUGGCGAGUGUCUGUACCUGUCCCAGGCGGAGGACAUUGGGGCCUACUGGCUUCGCCCCGACAGGGCAGGCAUACAACGCCACCCCCACGCCAUCUUCUCUGGCCACCAGGAGGAUGUGUGCCGUUUUGUUCUUGCCGACUCGCACAUUGUCAGUGGAGGCGGGGAUGGCAAUAUCAUCCUCCAUGAGAUGCAUGGCUCCUACAGCGUCAAGUUCUUGGCACAUGAGCAGGAGGUGAACUGUGUGGAUUUCCGAGGGGGCAUCAUCGUGAGCGGGUCACGGGACAGGACAGCCAAGGUUUGGUCCCUGUCACCAAGCAGAGCUGGCCAGUGCUUGCACACGAUACAGACAGAGGACCGGGUCUGGUCCAUCGCCAUUAGUCCGUUGUUAAGCUCGUUCGUGACUGGGACCGCUUGCUGCGGACACACCUCACCUCUGCGCAUCUGGGACUUGGAGAGUGGGCAGCUCGAGACCUGCCUAGGAACUGACUUCCACCGUGGUGCCGGCGUCCUGGAUGUCCUCUAUGAGACGCCCUUCUCCCUGCUUUCCUGCGGCUACGACACCUACAUCCGCUACUGGGAUCUGCGGGCCAGCACGCGGAAAUGUGUCCUGGAGUGGGAGGAACCCCACGACAGCGCCCUGUACUGCGUCCGAAGCGAUGGAAACCACAUGCUGGCCAGUGGCUCCUCCUAUUACGGCGUUGUGCGGCUCUGGGACAAGCGGCAGAGCCGGUGCCUGCAGAGCUUCUCCCUGUCAUCGCCCACCAGCAGCCCUGUGUACUGCCUGCGCUUCAACACCACCCACCUCUACGCUGCCCUGGCCUCCACACUGCACGUCCUCGACUUCAUGGCCCCCUGAUGCCCACCCGGCACAGCAGGACACUCAGCUCAGGGACUGUCGGGUGGGGAUGGGGGCAUGUGGCCCUGGACACAUCUCACGGGGAUGCUGGCUGCUGGAGGGAGCAUGGAGGGGGGCCGGCGGCCUCUCCCCAACCUGCCUUAGACAUCAAUAAAGGCCAAGGGGCCUUUGCCCCUUUCAGUCUGUGCCAGC
Molecule: messenger RNA, 1224 nt
Organism: Gavialis gangeticus (Gharial)
Lineage: Eukaryota; Metazoa; Chordata; Crocodylia; Gavialidae
Gene: FBXW4
Product: F-box and WD repeat domain containing 4
Exons: 9
Coding region: 1-1032 (343 amino acids)
Biological process (GO): SCF-dependent proteasomal ubiquitin-dependent protein catabolic process
Cellular component (GO): SCF ubiquitin ligase complex
Molecular function (GO): protein binding
Source: RefSeq, a predicted model, not a curated record